CCAAGGCAACCUUCCUGAAGCUGGCUGGGCCACAGUUGGUGCAGAAGUUUAUUGGCGAUGGAGCCAAGCUGGUCAGAGACGCCUUCGUCCUAGCGAAAGAGAAAGCUCCGUCCAUCAUCUUCAUCGAUGAGCUGGACGCAAUCGGCACCAAGAGGUUUGACAGUGAGAAGGCAGGAGACAGAGAGCCACAGGACCAAAUCCUCGGGCUGGCCACCCCCUUCCGGGACGUGGAAUGCUGCACAGGGACCCCCCAAUGGAUGGGACAUGGGCACCAGUAGAGAGGGGCGUGACUGUUACAUCAACCACGUGUCCCAGAGCAGCUCCUUGGAGGAGGUUCAUCUGGACGGGGACAAGUUUGUACCUCCAGCGCCCCGGAAGGUGGAGAUGAGACGAGACCCAGUCCUUGGCUUUGGCUUUGUGGCUGGCAGUGAGAAACCUGUGGUGGUCCGUUCAGUCACACCAGGGGGACCCUCGGAGGGCAGACUGAUUCCUGGAGACGAGAUCAUCAUGAUUAACGAUGAGCCGGUCAGUUCAGCACCCAGGGAGAGGGUCAUCGACCUUGUCAGGAGCUGCAAGGAGUCCAUCGUUUUGACAGUUGUGCAGCCGUACCCGUCGCCCAAAUCGGCAUUCAUCAGCGCAGCCAAGAAGGCCAAGUUAAAGUCGAAUCCAGUCAAAGUCCGCUUUGCCGAAGAGGUCAUCAUCAACGGCCAGGUUCCAGAAACAGUGAAGGACAACUCCCUCCUCUUCAUGCCAAAUGUUUUGAAGGUGUACCUGGAGAACGGGCAGACCAAAUCGUUCAAAUUUGACAGUAACACAUCAAUUAAGGAUGUCAUCUUGACCCUGCAAGAAAAGCUAUCCAUUAAGAGCAUUGAGCACUUCUCUCUUAUGCUGGAGCACAGAGCCGAGGGCUCCACCAGCAAACUCAUGCUCCUGCAUGAGCAGGAGAUGCUAACUCAGGUGACACAGAGGCCAGGGUCACACAAGAUGAAAUGCUUUUUCCGCAUCAGUUUCGUCCCAAAGGACCCGGUGGAGCUGCUCAGACGAGACGCCGUGGCGUUUGAGUACCUCUAUGUUCAGAGCUGCAAUGACGUGGUGUUGGAGAGAUUUGGGUCUGAGCUGAAAUAUGACACAGCCCUCCGUCUUGCUGCCCUGCAAAUGUAUAUCCUAACCGUCAAUACCAAGCAGUCCCAGAAAGUUUCCCUCAAGUAUAUUGAGAAGGAGUGGGGUCUGGCCUUGUUCCUGCCACCUGCUGUCUUGUCCAGCAUGAAAGAGAAGAACAUUAAAAAAGCCCUGACUCACAUCCUCAAAACCAACCAGAACCUGGUGCCGCCUGGUAAAAAGUUGACCGCCUUACAGGCGAAGGUACACUAUCUGAAGUACCUCAGUGAUUUGAGACUCUACGGAGGCCGGGUCUUUAAAUCUACGCUACUGCAAGGAGAGAAGCGUACCGAAGUGACGUUGCUGGUGGGACCUCGAUAUGGCAUCAGCCACGUGAUCAACACCAAAACCAACCUGGUGGCUCUGCUAGCCGAUUUCAGCCAUGUCAACCGCAUUGAGAUGUACACAGAAGAAGAAAAGAUAGUUCGAGUGGAGCUUCAUGUUCUGGAUGUGAAGCCCAUCACUCUGUUAAUGGAGUCUGUUGACGCGAUGAAUCUGGCCUGUCUGACGGCUGGCUACUACAGACUGCUGGUGGACUCACGGCGCUCCAUUUUCAACAUGGCCAAAAGAAACGUGGAGAAUAUGGAAACCAGUAAUGAGGCGAGAAAGCAGAACUACCAGGCCAUCGAGUGGACAUACAGUACACCCUAUAAGGCGUGCGAGAACAGAGGCAACCAGAGGUGCAGCCAAGACUUUUCUGACCAGGAGUGCGAAUACCUUAAUCACGGGAGAUGCGAAAGUGACAGUCCCCCGGAUUAUAUCACCGAAAUCCACCAACCGCAGCACACCAUGCACGUGUCAGAAAGGGCCGAGCGCUGCAGAACCCCUAACCCCCCGCCCUACCUUAGCGUCCCCAGGCCCAAACCACAAGACUCUCCCAGGAACGCCAAGGUCUCCUUCAUAUUUGGGGAUCCCCCCUUGGACAGCGUAAACCCGCAGAAUUUGGGCUACCACAGACUGAUGGACGAGGGCCCGGAGAUGUUGGACAAUCACAGCCCCGCGUACAGGCGCCUGGAGGAGGACUACAAGAUGAUGGAUACCAUCGAGGACGGGGAGGGCUACCAGUACACCUCCAAAAUCUUCGGCGCCGCCGAAUGCAUCGAGGAACCCCUGCUGCGGGACAUCUGCUACGCGGAGACGACGGACGACGCGGAGGAUGAGGACGACAUCAGCUGUGAGGAGGACAUGGUGAUGAGCGACAUUGACAAGCCCACAUUCCUCUCUCUGUCGGGGUCCAGCGACGACAUCAUCGACUUGACCUCCCUCCCUCCGCCGCCGGAGGGCAACGACGAGGAGGACAACGACGUGCUGCUGCACUCGCUUAAUCUGGCCAUCGCCGCGCCCCCGCCGGGCUUCAGGGACAGCUCGGACGAGGAGGAGCAGCAGGGGACUGGUGGUCCGCCCCAGCGGGCCCGCAGCGACAUCCCAGUGUCCCUUAUAGACUCGGUGCCCACCCAGGGAGCGGAGGGCGCGGGGGAGCCCCUCGACGACGCGGUGGUGUCCACCUUACAGGCGCUCGAGGCCCUCGCCGCAUCCGAGGAACAGAGUCCCGGGCAGUCGGAGAGUAGCACAGGUGUAGAAAUAUCACGAGCGUUUAGUCCCGAGUCCUCCUCAGAUUCCGGCAACGAGACGAACUCGUCUGAGAUGACGGAGAGCUCGGAGCUGGCCACAGCUCAGAGGCAGUCCGAGAACCACCUGAGAGUGCAUGUGGCCACGCCCGAAGGGUACCACACUCUGAAUGAGGAAAAGACGGACUUCAUCACGCCCAGCGAGGCCAGCGCAGGGGCCACGCAGUGCAGCCCCGAGGAGCCUCGGGAGGAGGAGGGGGCCAAAUCCUCCGCCGUCUCCUCCUCCCAAAUCCUCCACUCUGACGGCGGCGAGAUGGAGCCGGAGACAAUGGAAACCAAAUCCCUCACCGAAUACUUCACCAGGAUGCACAUGGGCUCCGUAAUGAGCAGGCAGACAGGCAGGCAGAGGGAGGGCGAGGGCAGGCUGCAGGGAGACCCCUGCGAAUCCUCUGAUAGAUCCCACGGGAAUUUGCCAGACCCUAAUAAAGACGAGCCUCCCCACCUGGUAGGGAGGUACAACGCGUUCACCGUGAGAGAUUCCCAUUACAUGAACCAGCUUGAUUUGGGGCGAACUCACUUCCGAGAGAGGCACCAGAAAUGGCAGCGAGCGUCUGGAAACAAAAUGGCAGAAAACCUCCCCCCGGACUGCAUGAGUGACUCACACCCUUCCCACGCAGACAGGUUAACAAUAAAGGGAGAGAGGCAGGACUCGGAUGAGAGAAGUCAGCAGUUCCACGCCCAUCUUUGCUCCCCGUCCAAGGUCUCCCGUGCGGCAGACGACGUCGGCUCGAUGAGUAACGAGCAGCAGCAAAUCAAGAUCCCCCCGUCGUCCGAGCAGGACGUCGCCCGCCUUUACGAGUACCACCUGAGCAAGCGCGUGUCGGCGAUGCAGGGCGAGGGCACCCACUCUCUCCAGAGCUCCCAGUGCUCCUCCAUAGACGCGGGCUGCAGCACAGGGAGCAGCAGCUGCGUCACUCCCAUGGAUUCCCCCCUUUGCACUGCAGAAAAUAUGCAUGUACUGUCAGACUCCUCUCUUAAAGGCCUGGGCUAUGUAGCUGCAGAGGAGAAGGCCUACGCCGCCCCAGGCCAGGGGAAGGCCUGCCAUCCCAUGGACCCCACCCUGCUGAGAAAAAUCCACGCAGCCACCAGUGCUGAGCCCGGGUUCGGGACCAUGCGGGACGGCAGCCACCGGGUGCCCAAGAUAAAGGAAACCACAGCUUGCACACAGCUGAGGAAGGCUUGGGGAGAAGACUCAUCCUCAGCUCUCUCUAACAAGACCAACACUGCUGCUGCUGCCGCCACCGCCACCACCAUCACGUCACCACCAUCAUCGAUGAGUAGCACAGAGCCCCAUGGACAGAUACAGGGCUGCCCCGAGUCUCACCCACAUGCCCUGGCUUCCCCCUCCAGCAUACCUUCACGCGACCCAACCACUACAGGUGCCCUCAGGGAGCCACGCAGGGUUCGGAUCCUGAGAAGGAACUGGAGCACCGUAACGCCGCGGUCGAGGAGCUUUGAAGCGCUGUUAGAAAAGACCAAAGCCACACUUACAUGGAGGAGCGGUGUGCAGAAUGCCCAGUUUCCAGAUCCCCCAAAGACACAGAGGAGAUUCUCCUCCAGAACAUCGCCCAAAAGCUGGUCCCAGAGCUCAGUUGCCUCCCACUCCUCUGGCCGGAGGCUCUUCAGAGGCGCAUCCAUGUUUUUGCCAGUGUCAGCAGUGCCGAGGCUGGACUUGGGUUCCUGGAGGUGCCAUGGGCCAUUCAGCCACUGUUUCCAAAGGAGAAAGGUGAGCACCGCGGGUGAUGAAAAGGGAGAGAAACCCUCACAUUGCACAGGUUCCAAGCAACGGCAAGUUUCGCCCACCCUUGGUGGCGAGGGAAAGGAUGCAGACUUGAGAUCAGAUUGUCAUGCUGAGCAUUUCAGCAUGGCCGCCACUAUGGAUGAAAUGAACCUCAACACCAGAUUAGCUCGUGUGAACUCAAUGAAAGGGAAAACGUACAGCCUCCCCGCGGGAUUUGUGGCCGCCCGGAAGGACGCCUUAGAGAUUAUCAGCUUGGUCCGCUCAAGCGUGGGGCAGUUGUCCAAAGGCCAGAGGCCAGAGGUCAGCGAGGCAGACCAGCGGAGUUUCUCCCAGAUGCUGUCCUUGCAGGCUAAAGCGCUGGCUAGCAGCUGCGGUCAGAUGGCGUGGGAGCACAGGCAUCCCGAGGAGCUGCUGCUUACUCUGACGCACAGCUUCCAUACGCUGUGCUGUCUAACGGAAGCCUGCAUGUCUCUGGUUGAAGGCCUGGGCGGUGAGGCCCAACGCCGGGAGGUGGUCGCCAAGGUGGACGAGGUCGUCACGAACUACGUGUGUCUGCUGAAAGCUGCUGAGGUGGCUUCGGGAAGCUCCUCCAACGACCAAAGUGUGAACGCAUUGACACAUCACUCUGCCACCAUGUCUGCUAUUAUCAACACACUAACUCACUCACUGAAAACACUCCACAACUAA
Lampris incognitus (smalleye Pacific opah) is the source of this 5214-nucleotide messenger RNA. It is a transcript of the gene frmpd4, whose product is annotated as FERM and PDZ domain containing 4. Gene Ontology annotation, cellular component: cytoskeleton. The record is from RefSeq and is a predicted model, not a curated record. NCBI's taxonomy places the organism in Eukaryota, Metazoa, Chordata, Actinopteri, Lampriformes, Lampridae. The transcript is spliced from 17 exons. Gene Ontology annotation, molecular function: protein binding. The coding region runs from base 127 to 5214 and encodes 1695 amino acids.